AUGGAGAAGGACAACCACAAGGAGGGGGAGGGGGCGACCGCGUGGAUGACGGUGCCGGCGUUCGGGGACUGGGACAUGAAGAACGGCGCCAUGCCGGACUACUCCAUGGACUUCUCCAAGAUCCGGGAGAUGCGCAAGCAGAACAAGAAGGAGCUCUCCCGCGCCAGCCUCGGCGGCGACGACGACCUCCUCGCCCACCACAAGCAGCAGCAGCACCAGCAGCAGCCCGCCAAGGCUCCCCAGCCCACCAAGCUCGGCGCUCCGGCCAAAGACCACGGCCCGCUCCACGGCCGCGACCACUCGCCCACCGUAAGCAACCUCGCCUUCCCUCCCUUCUGCUUACUAUUCGGAUUGCUAGUUUGA
Messenger RNA from Triticum turgidum subsp. durum (durum wheat), 363 nucleotides. Lineage: Eukaryota; Viridiplantae; Streptophyta; Magnoliopsida; Poales; Poaceae. The record is from the annotation of a GenBank genome assembly.